This is a messenger RNA of Closterium sp. NIES-67, 4547 nucleotides long. Lineage: Eukaryota; Viridiplantae; Streptophyta; Zygnematophyceae; Desmidiales; Closteriaceae. The record is from the annotation of a GenBank genome assembly.
CAUCACUGAAUCCCUCGCCUCACUGAAUUGAGAUUCCUGAAGUUCCUGAAUCCACUUUUGUACCGAUACGAACCGUCUCCCAACUCGAAGCCCGUCGCCUCUCUGAAUUGAAAUUCCUGAAGAUCCUGAAUCCUCCUUUCUCCUGAUCAGAAAUGUUCUUUCCUCUGGCUACUUCUCGAGGCUCUAGCUCGUUUCCUCCGAAUCCUUGGCGUCUGUAGCAUGCCAUCGCAUCACUGACUGGUGCAAGGUCUUCCGAAUCUUUAGCCGUUAAUCUUAAUCUUAUGUCGAUCCUACUUAUUAUUUCAGUUAUUCGGAGCAACUGUAUUCUGGUAGUUCGGGCCAACUGUAUUUCAGUCCCUCUAAACGUUAGUCACUCCGAGCAACUCUAGUCUAGACAUUUCGAAAGUCUAUUCUAGUCCUUCAACGCGUCUUUGCUAUAGUUUGGAGUGAAGAUUCCGUAGUCCUGAGCGACUCCUUCCCAGGAGUGACGACCCGUUAGAGUCAAUCAGAGCACCUCUAUUCUACUGAACCGGAGCAGCGCUACUACCCUUGUCAGUUGGAGCGGCAACGUUUAGGAAAAUCUUAAGAUCUUGACAGACGGCUUACUGAGAUGGUUUGUAGGUGUGAUAGUGACCUAUUAUUAGCGAUGGUGUCCCUUCUGACGGUAUUACCGAGACGGCAACUUACCACGGCCAUUGGCGAAAUGGUGACUUUUGAUGGUUUAUGGAGACGACGACUUCUGACAGCCAUUCUCGAAAUUUUGAUUUCUGACGGUGAUGAGCGAAACGUGCUUCUGACGGGCAUUUUCAAAACGGUGGCUUCCUGGUGUUAGCAGAGCGUGUCUUUUGCGAAACGGCGACGACGUGGUUGGUAACAGCGUCGUUUGGCGGCCAGUCUCGAAAAGGCGACUUCUGACGGUCACUCGCCAGACGGCGACGUCUGACGGUCACUCGCGAGUCGGCGACUUCUAACGGUCACUGGCGAGACGGCAACUCUGACGACGUUUUCUGACGGAUUAGCGGGACAGCGGCUUCUGACGGUCAUUGGCGAAACCGUGACGGUCAUUAGCGAGGCGGCGACGUCUGACGGUCACUCGCGAGACGGCGACAUCUGACGGUCACUCGCGAGAUGGCGACAUCUGACGGCCAUUCGCGAGAUGGUGACUUCUGACAGCCACUCGCGAGACACCGACUUCUGACGGUCACCCGCGAAACGGCGACUUCUGACGGCCACCCUCGACACGAUUAUUUCUGACGGUCAUUCGUGCGACGGCGACUUCUGACGGCCAUUCGCGAGACGGCGACUUCUGACGGUCACCCUCGAUACAAUGACUUCUGAUGGUCACUCGCGAGACGGCGACUUCUGACGGUCACUUGCGCGACGGCGACUUCUGACAGUCAUCUCGCGAGAUGGCGACUAUUGACGCUCACGAGCGAGUCGGCGACGAAGACGCGCCAGUGGUCGGGGGACGCGCCAGUGGAGCGCGGUGAAUGUUGGUGGCGGGAAGUUCUGACGGUCAAAGAGUGGCUUCAGGUUGCUGCUGUUGCUACGCCCGAAUCCCGAGAUUCCUGGACGGGGGGAGGGAGUGGGAGGAGGGCUGAUUGGAGGAAGCGGAGGAGAGGAGGCGGCUACAGCUGCUGAUGAUGGCGCUUCUGCUGCUGGCAAUGGUGCUACUAGUGGCGACGGUUGUGCUGGUCACGCUGCUGCUGCUGCCUCCUCUGCACCUUAUAUGCACCUGCACCCUGAGGGUGGUUCCUACCAAGUAAGUGUGCCCCGUGAGUGCUCCAUGUGCCCCUACCCAAGGGAGGGCAGCAGUGGAAUGACGCGCGGCGGGCAUUUUCUGGGCUGUGACUGCUCUUGCAUGCCCGGCUGACCACACUGCCCCUUGCCCUUCACGAUUGCGGCUGGUGGGAGUGCGGCUGCCGGGUGCGCGGCUGGAGGGAGCAGCCAUGGCGCUAGCCUCGCAACUGCCACCUCUACGGCUAAGUUCCCUCGCAUCCCUUUCCAAUCUUUCGAGAUCCUCAUGCUAGCCGUGCUUCCUUGUUUUCCUGCAUCGUUGCUUGCUUUGCUCGUUAAAAAAAUGGGAGGGAUCAAAACUCAGAGUUGGGAUUCUUGGCGCGUGGCGAUGGUAGCACAUGGCACUGGGGCGGAAGGGCUCAUACUAGAGUUGUAGGGGAUAGAAACGCAUUCAUCCUCACGCCCGCGUCCCUCUCUUACCUAGUCGCCCUCGCGUGCUAGCUCCAUGCCCUGGUGCCGUGGGCUACCAUCGCCCUUUCUCUCUUUCUUUGAAGCCUGCACCGUGUUUCACAAGAUGCACCCUCGCCAUCACUUCUGCUUCUUGCAAAGGGCUUCGUUUCUAUGAAUCUUUCGCUUGUCAUGAACAAACCUCUUGCUUGUUCUUGCACGUAUCAUUGGCUCGGCAUGCCUCGACCUAACUUUCUGCAUCUCCUUCCACCAAGUGUUUUUUUCUCCCCGCACCAUUCCGUUGUCCCAGGCCCAAGGAGGUGCGCACCGCAGAGCCGGAGUUGGAGGGCAGUGGAAAGACGCACGGCAGGCAGCCACAGCGGUGUGGCUGCCCCCUGCUCGCCCUGCUGACCACUGCACUCCCAGUCGCGUUGGAGGCUGGCGGGUGCCGCUGCUGGGAGUGCUGCCGCUGGGAGUGCGGCUGCAGGGAGUGCGGCUGGAUGGAGUGUGGCUGGAGGGAGUGCGGCUGGAGGGAGUGCGGCCAGAGGGAGCGCCUCUGCUGGGAGCACGCGGUGCAGCCGAGGGUGGAGAGCACCCACCUACGGGAAGGUGGAGCGCCCUGCAUCGACCCUUCCACACCCGUCCCGCUCUACUCCGCCUCUCAUCCGUCCCUCCUCCUCCUCUGGCUGUCAGUGCUCUCACCUCGGGACCCUCCCCAGGUGACACAGGUAGACAAUCACUGUAAGUUGGUAUGGUCCCUGGUGAGGUGUGCAGCUCCCAACACACCCUCUCCACUCGCCCCAACCACUCCUGCAACACGCCAGCAGGGGCAAUGCAAUGCCGACUCUCGAAGACCGACCUUCCAGUCACUACCAGGGCAAUCGCUCCUCGGUUUCAACCGUCCUCGCUCUCACUGUCCUCGCUUUCACCGUCCUCACUUUCACUGUCAUUCAUCUGUUGUGUUUAGCCGUCCUCGCUUUCAAUCUCAUUUGCUUUAUCGCUCACUCCCUCCUUCCCUUUUCUCACUUGUCCCUUCCUCUCCCCCCCCCUCCCCCCCCUCCCUUCCCUCCGUCCUCUCCACCCCUCCUAGCGGUCCCGUACCCCAUGACUGCAGCAGCUGCAGCUAGAGAUAUCAGGGAGGGCUGCAGGGAAGGCAGCAGUGGGAUGACGCACGGCAAGCAGUCGCUGGACUGUGACUGGCCCCUUUGGGCUCUGCUGACUACAGCGCCCCUUGCCCUUGACGAGCUGCUGUCAUCAUGGUUUCACUCUGCCUCGUCUUGCAGCUGUACUCCCAUGGCCCUGCCGCAUGUACUUAUUCUGCAUCGCCCUUCGGUGCUGAGAGCGGGGAUGGAGCUGCAUUUUGUGCUUUUGAGUCGACUCAAAUGCAUCGCCUGUUGCACGGUUCUCCGGUUGAGUGGAGCUGGCAUCACGUGGCCGCCGCAGCCGCCCGUGGGUGCACGGUGCUCCGGUGAUACGUCGAUUCACUGCUUGGUGACGGGAGGGAGACAGCACGCAGAGGGAGGGAUCUGGCGGCACCCCCAUGCACCCCAUGCACCCCAUGCAACCCAUGCACCCAUGCCGCCCGUCGCGAGAUACUGUGCGGGGUGACAUGCCACCAGGGGUGACAUGCCGUCCGGGGUGACAUUCCGCCCGGGGUGAGAUGCUGCCCGGAGUGACAUGCCGCCGGGUGGUUGCAUGCCGCCCGGGGUGACAUGCCGCCCGGGGUGACAUGCCGCCCGGGGUGACAUGCCGCCCGGGCAGUCAUGCUGCCCUGGGUGCGGUGCCGCCAGGGGUGAGUUGCCGCCCGGGGUGAGAUGCUGUUCCAGCUCCAGCCAGAAUUCUCCAAGCGGAGAAAAUGAGAGAAAUGCAUUUAGCUUGUGCCCCUCGCAUGUGUCCCAUUACCCUGCACCAUGCACACUAUCUACAGGUCUAUCUGUGCAAGGGAGGACCCUGGUUACAUGACCGGGUGCAAGUGACGUGAUCGCUAGCUAGACAUGCAAAUGGGCACACUGAUUACAGGUUUUGGACGGUGGGCCCUACCUCAAUGCAGUGUCCAGGAGAACAUAAGGGUUAAACCUCGUAAUGGCCUAGAGGGGUACAGAAGUUGAGCAGCUCAUGCCACUACUGGAUCCGGGAUGGAGGGGCUUGCUUGUCGCGUGCUACAUGACAACUUCUAGUCGUCUGGCGUGGUGAUAGACUGACACGGUGUUUUCUUUGUUUUUGCUUGCUUCUUUGCCUCUGCCGAGUCUGCAAGCAAUGGAACACGUGAGAUCGUGUGGCCUGCUUGUUUUGUGGUUAUGACAGGCUAUUUUUCGCAUCGAGACAUCAGCUGCUCCUUUGAUUUAGACGUUUCUUGAGAAUUG